UGUUUCCUUCAUUCGUUUAGGUGACCAUCGUCCAUCAGAUCGGUCCGCCAAUAUAGACAAGAAAUGUAUGUGUCUACAGACGCACAGACAGACAGACAGGCAGGGAGGCAGACACCGCCAGACAGAGAAGCGGACACCACCCCACACACGCAUCUACGCAUCAAUCCGCUCGUCCCUCCCUCCCGCAUCAGUCCACCCCUAGCCCUUUGUCAUGCACACAUCCAUCCAGCCGGCCCCACCCCACCUCAUCCGCACAAGCCAUGGAAGUAUCUUAAAAUACACACACCCAGCGAGCAAACGGACGAGCAAACACGUAUAUAUGCACAUACACCUACACACCCUUCUCUCCCUCGAUUGGUUCUUCUACAGCUAAAAGCGAUCGGCCAGUGGUGUGUCAGUCAGUCCUUGGCCUGAUUGAUGUAUUAGGGUUUAGGGUUUAGACCUCGCAAGAGCACUCGUUACGGAAAUCACUCCAGAGGCAAUAUGAGUACACGUUAGGACCCGUGCAGGCGUGGUCAUGGCGGUCCGCCUUGCAGGCCUCUGGGGGUUUGAGCGUUCCGCAGUCGAAGCUUUCCUCAGGUGAAAGCAUACAGACAUACAGUGAGGGAAUACAAAAGAACAGAGGUAUCCAUUGCAUACGCACACACAUACCCGUGCUGCUGAAAUUGUUGAUGGCUUGGAGGGCGUUUGCGGCCAUCGUGCUGGACGCCUGGCUCAUCUGGCUGGACGCAUCCAUCAUGCUCUUGGCCUGCUGCACGUUCUGCUGCACGAGCGACAGAUGGCCAGAGACACCUGCACACACACAUUGCACACACCAGGCAGCAACACAGAUCCAUCCAUCCAUCCAUCCAUCCAUGCCACCACGGGCGCAGUGCAUUCAUCUCCCUCGCAUCUGUGUGAGCCGUGCAUGUGUGUGUGCCGCACACACCGUUGUUGCUGUGGGUGGCGGCGGUCUGCAGGCGGGAGAUCUCGUUAGUGCGACCCACAAACGACGCACCUGCACACAGCGGACAGCACACAGCGGACAAGUAGAACAGCCACAUAUGGCUCAGGAGUGAUGUAUACGCCAUAGAUCUGGUCAGAUGCACCCACCAGUGUAGCAGUCCUCGCCCUAGCAGUAGUUGCUGUACAUGGCCGAGGCCACAGCUACGGAACAGACGGCCGCCAAGGCGAUGAGGAGCGCAUACGAGGGACCCUUCAUCGCUGCCAGCAACCAAAUCGAAAACGCUCUUUCUCGGAACAGACGCAGAAAGCGCGAAACACUUGCCGAGAUGCCAGGGCACCGCGAUCCUCCCCUCAAAUCCGAUCACAUCCACAUGCAUUUGGAUUGAGGACAUUUGGAUUGAGGACAUCGGAGCGGUUGAGGAC
Molecule: messenger RNA, 1368 nt
Organism: Vitrella brassicaformis
Lineage: Eukaryota; Vitrellaceae
Source: the annotation of a GenBank genome assembly